This is a messenger RNA of Cimex lectularius (bed bug), 3018 nucleotides long. RefSeq names its product golgin subfamily A member 2. The record is from RefSeq and is a predicted model, not a curated record. NCBI's taxonomy places the organism in Eukaryota, Metazoa, Arthropoda, Insecta, Hemiptera, Cimicidae. Bases 60 to 2798 code for a protein of 912 amino acids. Gene Ontology annotation, biological process: Golgi organization. The transcript is spliced from 11 exons. Gene Ontology annotation, cellular component: Golgi cisterna membrane; cis-Golgi network; Golgi cis cisterna.
UCAGCUGUGCAAGGCGGAUCACUUAUGUUUUAAUCGUUGACGGAUGGGGAAGUUCCAGCAUGGCAGAGACGUCCAAAGCCGAGAAAUUGGCCGCAGCCAAACGAAUGCUCAAAGAAUUUCAACAGAAAAAUAAAGAACAAGCUUAUGCAUUACCGGUUCCUAAACCUCAGAAUAAUGGUGUUCAUGCUUACUCAGUAUCCCCAGGACAAGCUAACGAGCCGGUGCAGAAUGGCCACACGCAGAAAACACCUUCAUCAGUGAGUAGCCAAAGUGGGCAACAAUCACCAGCUUUGAUGUUCAGGAAUGAUAACUCUCCAGCUGAUUUCUUUGAUAAUAUUCAACAUAAUCCACCACCGGCUCAACCGCUGCAACCACAAAGGACAGAAUUCAUACCUUUACAACAGCAAAGGACUGAUUUCACUCCUUUGGAGCAACAAAGGAAUGAUUUUAAUCCUUUACAGCAACAAAGGGAAGAUUUCAAUCCUUUUCAGAAACAAAGGGCUGAAUUCUCCCCAUACCAGCAACAAAGGGCUGAAUUCUCCCCAUACCAGCAACAAAGGGCCGAAAUCUCUCCAUACCACCAACAAAGGGCCGAAUUCUCUCCAUACCAGCAACAAAGGACAGAUUUAAAUCCUUUGCAGCAACAAAAGACUGAAUUCCUUCCACUACAGCAGCCAAGAACGGAAUUCACUCCUCUGCAUCCAGAAGGGACUGAAUUAUUACAGGCGCCAAGAACUGAAAGCUCACCGUUACAUCCACAAAGGACUGUAUUUACAUCGCCGCAAGGGACUGACAGUUCACCAUCACACGUAGAAAGGACUGAUCAUUCGGUUCCUGUCUACAAUUUUUACAACCCAAUUGAAACAUUGAGAGAUUAUGACAGGGCCGAGACAUCAUCAACAAGCAGUCCCUCUGAAGACGAAGCGACCAGGAGAGUCCGAAGUUUGGAAGCUCAGCUUUCAGUAGAAGUUUCGAGGAGGGAAGAUUCUGAAAAACAUCUCCGCAGUGCUACUGAACGAAUAAAACAGCUAGAAUGGGAAGUUAUAAAUGCAAGGGAGUCAAACAAAGAGGUUAAAUCUGCUGAAAGCACAAACCAUGCUAAGGGAUCUUCUGAGGAAUCAUUAGAGGAAGAAAUUAAGAUUAAUCUUAAAACUAUUCAGAUCCUUGUUUCUCAGAAGUCAAACCUCCAACAAGAACUAGCAACAGUUCAAGAUGAGAAUAAAUUAAAUAAAAGUAAAUGUGAAGAGCUGUCAGUCAGGACAAAAGCAUUAAGAAUGCAGGUUGCAAAGCUUGAACAAGAAUUAAGUGAGACUGCUGAGGCCAGGCAUCAGCACAAUUCAAUACUUAAAAAACUCGAGCUGAACCUUGCCGAAGCCAGGAACAAAGUUGAGGAACACAAGAAAGAAGUAGAAGAUGCCCAAAAUGAUAUAAGGGCACUGAACCAUAGAAUAGAACAGUGUCAGGAAGAGAAUGAAGCUCUUAAGAAAGCACUUGAUGUGAAAGAACACCAGCUAUCCAUGGCUGAAGUAAAAAUGGCCCAGACUGGUGUAGGCAGUGUACCAACAGCAGAGGACGUUGACCAGGUCAAGUCUUUGAGUCUGGAGUGUGAAAGGUUAAAAGGAGAAAUUGAGUCUAUUCAGAGAGAAAAGUCUGAAUUAAAUUUACAGUAUCAAGAGUACAUAAAUUCGUUAAACACCCAGAUACAAAUAAUCAAUGAAGAGAAGGAAACUUUGCUGAGGGAGAAAAACGAAAAAAUCGAGAGGGAGGAAGUGCUUGUAAGGCAGUUAGGGGAGCUUGAAAAGCAGAUGACACGAGAACGCCAGGCAGGCCCAUCGUUGACGACGACGAACACUCAUCUGAGCGAAAAGUUGAAGGAAAGUGAGGAAAAAUUAGCCUUGACUGAGACAAAGCUGUCGGAAAAAAUAUCUGAAUGCGAGAACGUCAAAAGCGAGCUUCAAUCAGUUGUACAGAGGCUGAAUGAAGCAGAAGAUGCUCUUGAAAGGCUGGAAAUCCCUGAUGCCAAAAAGCUUGAAGAAGCAAUGGAGAGUGAUAGGGUCGCUGCCUCGAGAGCGAUAGAACAAAAUACUAAACUGAAGCAGCAAGUUUCAGACCUAACUGCAGAAAUAAGUGAAACUGUGGUCCGUCUUAAUAAUGAGAAACUUGAUUUAACAGAAAAGCUGCAGCAUUCGGAAUAUAUAGUCAAAGAACUUAAAUAUAAAAUGGAAAAGUUGAAACAUUAUGAGGAAUUAACUACAGACAGUGCCGUAACACAGACACCGGUAUCUUUUUAUGCUGACCAAACAUCCCAAACCGAUGUGGACGAUUUAGUUCUGCCUAUGAAUUACGAUCAUGUAACGCCGGAAGCUAUGCAGCUGCUUGAAAAGAAAUUGAAAAAGACGAUGGACGAUGUUGCCAAUUUGACCGAUGAAAAACAGAAGCUGGAACAUCUCGUAACUCAGCUUCAGGGUGAAACAGAAACCAUAUGUGAGUAUGUAACUUUGUACCAAAACCAAAGAGGCCUUCUACAAGAAAAAGCGACAGAGAGGGAGCGACAGCUGGCUGCUCUUGCCAAAGAGAGGGAAGAACUUAAAAUGAAACUGGCCCAAAUAAACAGCCUUUUGCCCAAAGCUCUGCCAGGCGAGGUUACACAAACGGGUGAAAGCACUGAGCCUGUAGCUGCCACCCAGAUAAAAACACUCCUGACUGAAAUCGAAUCUAGCAGCCUUGUUCAGAAUAUGCUCGAACCGACUACUUUCCAUCCUUGCAUCCUCUGCUCUGGAAAACUCAUUACUGUUUAAUAAUGUUAACCUGAUGUUCAACAUCAACACUGGUGUGUUGAUUUCCCCCAAGCUAAAUCAAUUUUGCACUGUGUAUCUAUAUUUAUCCAAUUUGUUUUUAUCUUGUAUAGUGUAUGAAACAAUGUUGUAAUAUAUUUAUAUAAAGCAUAUGCUGAAUAAUUUUAAUAACAAUUUCUUAUGUUGUAAAUAGCAAAAUAUUGAGUGGCAUGAUUGGCACGCA